This is a messenger RNA of Drosophila eugracilis, 1763 nucleotides long. It is a transcript of the gene Cyp12b2, whose product is annotated as probable cytochrome P450 12b2, mitochondrial. Bases 123 to 1718 code for a protein of 531 amino acids. NCBI's taxonomy places the organism in Eukaryota, Metazoa, Arthropoda, Insecta, Diptera, Drosophilidae. Gene Ontology annotation, molecular function: iron ion binding; heme binding; oxidoreductase activity, acting on paired donors, with incorporation or reduction of molecular oxygen. The transcript is spliced from 6 exons. The record is from RefSeq and is a predicted model, not a curated record.
CCACCGGUUGCUGCUCGGCCAUACCCCGGCAGUUUUUAAUUCGUUUCUAAUUAUAAUUGCUUUUAUAGUAUAUAAAUAAUAUAUACUAAUUUAAACCAGUUAUCGGUUUCAGACUAUAUAAAAUGUGGAAAAUUUCUACUAAGAUUAUACGACACACUUCAGGCAAUCAGCUGUGUUUUACACGGAAAAUUUCAGUGGGUGGAACACUCAAUCAGCAGACCCAGUUGGAAUUGGUGGAAACUUCAAAAUGGGAACAGGCCAGACCCUACGGUGAGAUGCCGGGUCCCAGUGCCUUGCGAAUGUUGUCUUAUUUUAUGCCGGGAGGAGCCCUUCGGAAUACCAAUUUGAUUCAGAUGAAUCGCCGCAUGAGAGAGAUGUAUGGCGACAUCUACUGUAUCCCUGGAAUGAUGGGAAAACCCAAUGUAGUCUUUACCUACAAUCCAGAGGACUUUGAGGUGACCUAUCGCAACGAAGGUGUUUGGCCUAUCAGAAUAGGCCUAGAAAGCUUUAAUUACUAUCGCAAGAUUCAUAGACCAGAUAUUUUUAAAGGCGUUGGUGGUCUGGUAUCUGAUCAGGGUCAGGCCUGGGCUGAUAUUCGCAACAAGGUGAAUCCAGUUCUUAUGAAAGUGCAGAAUGUUCGCCAGAAUCUACCGCAAUUGGACCAGAUAUCAAAGGAGUUUAUAGACAAAUUGGAAACACAACGAGAUCCAGAGACCCAUACUAUAAGUAAUGAUUUUCACAACGAACUCAAGAUGUGGGCUUUCGAGUCCAUCAGCUUUGUGGCCAUAAAUACACGCAUGGGUCUGCUAAGUGAUAAUCCUGAUCCUAAUGCCGAUCGUCUGGCUAAGCAUAUGGGGGACUUCUUCAACUACAGCUUUAAGUACGAUGUACAGCCCUCUAUUUGGCCUUUCUAUAAGACACCUGGCUUUAAAAAGUUCCUGAAAACAUAUGAUGAUAUCACCGAUAUAACGUCUAACUAUAUAGAGACAGCUAUGAAAAGGUUCCGGACAAAUGAAGAGCGUAAGACUAAAUGCGUUUUGGAGCAGCUGCUGGAACUUAACAAAAAAGUGGCUGUAGCCAUGGUUAUGGAUAUGCUAAUGGCUGGAAUCGAUACGACUUCUUCUGCUUGUCUUACGAUCCUCUACCACCUGGCUCGUAAUUCCUCAAAGCAAGAUAAGCUGCGUCGGGAACUACUUCGUAUAUUGCCCAGCCCAAAGGACUCCUUGACGGAUGUGAAUACCAAAAACAUGCCCUAUUUGAGGGCCUGCAUAAAGGAAGGUCUGCGAAUCACAUCUAUAACACCUGGAAAUUUCCGGAUUACGACUAAGGAUCUAGUGCUCUCGGGUUAUCAGGUUCCUCGUGGCACUGGAGUACUGAUGGGUGUACUAGAACUAUCUAAUAGUGAUAAGUACUUUGCCCAGAGUGCUGACUUCAUGCCUGAGAGAUGGCUAAAGACCGACCUAGCUCCUGAUAUCCAAGCAUGUCCAGCUGCCCGGUCUCGUAACCCCUUUGUAUACCUUCCCUUUGGCUUUGGACCACGCACCUGCAUUGGCAAGAGGAUCGCGGAACUGGAGAUUGAGACGCUUUUAGUGCGACUUCUUCGAAACUACAAAACCAGCUGGCUGCCCGAGACUCCAAUGCAAUAUGAGAGCACCAUUAUCCUGGCACCCUGCGGGGAUAUUCGCUUCAAACUAGAACCAGUCGGUGGUUCAAUGUGAUAUGUAACCUAAGCUGAAGUACAGACAUCCAAUUAAGUUCAGAGA